Messenger RNA from Monopterus albus (swamp eel), 568 nucleotides. It is a transcript of the gene arl11, whose product is annotated as ADP-ribosylation factor-like 11. Gene Ontology annotation, molecular function: GTP binding; GTPase activity. Lineage: Eukaryota; Metazoa; Chordata; Actinopteri; Synbranchiformes; Synbranchidae. The record is from RefSeq and is a predicted model, not a curated record. The transcript is spliced from 5 exons. The coding region runs from base 1 to 522 and encodes 173 amino acids.
AUGGGUCAGACUCGCUCCUCCAUCUCUCCUCAGGUGAUUAUGAUGGGUCUGGACUCGGCUGGAAAGACAACCCUGCUGGCCAGAGUGCUGACAGGAAAGGUGGUGGACACAUCGCCAACCAUCGGAUUCAAUGUGGGAAAUCUAGACCUAGACAAGAAGACAUCUCUGACUGUGUGGGAUGUCGGUGGACAGAAAAGCAUGAGAUCCAACUGGAGGCUCUUCCUGGAUGACUGUAAGGCUCUGGUGUUUGUGGUGGACAGCAGUGAUCCAGGUCGGCUGCCAGAGGCUCAGAAGGCCCUGAAGAAGGUCCUAAGUGAUGAGAAGUUGCAUGGAGUUCCUCUAAUGGUUCUGGCUAACAAGAAUGAUCUACCAAAUGCCAUGAACAUACAAGAGGUCUCAACCCAGCUGGACCUCCCCAGUUGCAAUGACCGGUCAUGGGAGAUUCAAGCCUGCAGUGCUCUGAAGGGACUUGGCAUCCACCAGGCCUUCACCUCUGUCAGUACUCUGAUCAAGAAGAGCUGAGAAGAGGAAGAAAGGGAGGAGGACGAGGAAGAUGAUAAAGAGAAAA